Molecule: messenger RNA, 5466 nt
Organism: Actinia tenebrosa (Australian red waratah sea anemone)
Lineage: Eukaryota; Metazoa; Cnidaria; Anthozoa; Actiniaria; Actiniidae
Source: RefSeq, a predicted model, not a curated record
UAAAAAGCCUUCUCUUUAAUUUGCAUCACCAUUUCAAGCAAGUAGAUAAAGCACUGCAAAUAAGACGUGACGUGACGAAAUAUGUCGUUCUCAAAGUCUCUUACUUAAACAGUAAGAACAGAUUAGCUGUAUUUCCAGCCAAUGGUGCUUCAUUUUUGAACUGAGCGGCAGAGUUUUUUAUUUGGCUUUCAAAGAAAACGUGUCAGUGGUUUAAUAACAUUGCUGGAAGCGAAAGAUGGUUUCAGUAAUUCUAAUAAUUUUCUCUGCUAUCCUGACUAUUGCAGAAGUAACACCAGAUGUCUUGAGAGUCGUUUACGUGUCCAAAGCUCGAGGCGAAGCAAUUGCUGUUUGUGGCAGCACUGAGUUUACACCCUGUAAAACACUUGAACUCGGUUUUAAGAGGCUGGCUUGGGGUGGAAUGCUAUACGUCGACGGCAAUAACACUGACAAAGAUCCCUACACAUGCGAAUCCCAACACAGAUCUGUUAAAAAGGAGUAUAAAAUACAGAAAAGCUUCACUUUGUUGAGCUACACCAAUUCAAUUCCUCGUAUUUCUUGCUCGAACGGAAUUAUUAUCGAAGUUCCGAGUCGUAGAGUACCGAUGAGAGUAAAUGUGAGCAAUGUUAUGUUCGUGGAUAGUAAAAGACUAUGGGUGAAAUCUGGAAUAAGGGUAACUUUGACCAAUGUAUUAUUUAACAACACGAAGCUCCAACUAAAUAACGCAUUAAGUGAUAUUCGAGAUUGCAGUUUUCAAAGAUCAUAUCCCGCAGUUUUUGUCUGCAUUUCGAACACCCUGCCGACAUAUUACUUAAAAGUGAAAAACACGUUAUUCAAAGAAAACUGUGGCUGCAUCGAGAUUUAUCAACCAAAAGCUAAAGGGUGCAAUAGAAAAAUAGUCUUAAAUUUAAAAGAUGUUUUAUUUCAGGGAAAUACCAUACUCAUGAAAAAAAACAGAGAAAGUGGUUUGGUAUCUGUAAGAGGAUCCCGUAACUGCCGGUGUAAAAAUAUGUCUUUCUCGUCCAAGUGGGAAAAUGUUACAGUCAUUAAUAACCAAGGCGAAGUGAAAUUUUGUAAAAAAGACCGUGAGGAAAAACCGAAAGGUUGUUGUUGGAAACGGAAAGAAAAACCAAGUGAUUUCACACGAAACAUCUUCGCUGUCAGCACUUGCAGGGUUUAUCUUAGAUUUUCUAAAGUGAAAAGUCUAAAAAACGUCAACAUGAGAUUCUUAAUGUCACAAAGUGGCUAUAACAAAAUAAAAGUCGAGGAUUCAAGUUACCAUGGUCACCACAUCGAUAAACCAGGAGGGGUGAUUCACGUUAAAGGUCACGGAGCAUUGGUUAAUCUCACCAUCUCAGACUCAGCUUUCUUUAAUAAUUCAGGUACAUUGGGUGGGGUGCUCCAGGUUGACGGAGGUUUCACCAAGAUCGUGGGAUUGAAAAUGGAUAAUGUGAGCUUGGUGCACUCGCAUGGGAGUGACUCUGGAUGUGUACUAUCUGUUGCGAACGUCAAUUACAAUCAUAAAUCACGUUUUACACAUGUGGCUGCAAUCGUUGCAAACUUCAAAGGACUCUUGGUUAAAAAUACACAAUUCUCAUACAAUACGGCAAACAAAGAAUGUCACUAUGCAGCAUUUUGUUUCGUCGCAAGUCACCUUUUAAAAGUCUUAAUCACCAAAUCUUUGUUUUACAAAAAUGAUGUUCCAGCAUUUAUCCUAAAACAUGAUCCUAUUGAACCAUCACUUUCCGGCGCUGAAGUGAACGUCGAAAUCGACAGAACAGAUUUUAUCGAGAAUUACAGUCGACGAACAAAUGCCAUAUUGACUUUAAUGGUCGAUCACUCAGUUAAAAAAUCAAGUCUCAAACUCUCCAAAACUACCUUUAUGAAAAAUAACGGAACCGCAGUCAUAGCUAUAAAUGUUAUCGAUCUGAGCGCCAGAAAUUUUAUUUGUAGUCAUAACUUAUGGAUUUGCAUGUUAUUACGAUCCAAACUCCGCAAGGGGAUAAACGUUUCUUCGGUAAACUCAACGCUAAUGAUCGAGGAUUCGGUUUUCACUCACAAUAUGAAUUCACCAAUCAAAUUUAAUCAUACCAUGCCAAGAUUUCUAKACAUUCAAAUCGUAAAUACCAGUUUUCAUAAGAAUCAUUAUCGAGCUGCUCUGAAUAUAGAAAUUGGGUUUAAAAAGCGGAACAACACUUUGAUUGAGGGAAAGCUGAAAAUUAAACGUACCAAUUUUACGUCCAAUUCUGUUGACUUUGCUCGGUCUCACGUUUUGCGGUUUAUCUUACGGGUGCCAACUAAAGCGAAAUUUCAAGUCUCGAUUAAAGAAGCACUGUUUAUAAAUAAUGUUCAACAUUUCAAGGGAAAUCUUCCGGGUAUGUCCAGUGUUCUUUUCUUUUUUAUGCCAGAAGACUUCGAACACCAAAAACAAAAAAAAUGCAGAAAAUUUCCUUGCUUCAAUUACACGAGGAAAAUGUCUUUUAAUAAAGUUGUCUUCGAGAACAAUACGGGAUCCUCAACGAUUUUGUACAUCAGUAAUGGUUUAAACUCUUUCCGCCGAUGUCUUUUCAAGAAUAACUUUUCUCAGUAUCCGAGAUUAGGAGCCCAUGUCUUCAUUGAAGAAGGCACUGCACGUGYUCUAUUCGACAAGACAGAAUUCGAACAAACAAAGAGUUCAAAUUGUAAACCUUGCAGUGACAAUCCUUGCAAUCAUUCUAAAGUGCUUCCGUUCAUUCGCGCAGGAGCAAGAGGUAAUUUGAUAAUUAAAGAAUCUAACUUCACAUUGCACGCUUCUGAAAGAAAAUCCGAUAUGUUCGUAAUCCAAAAUGGUCGUUAUGUUAAUUUUGACUCACACACUAAGCUACUUUGCCCAUUAGGAAGCUACAUAAACCUUGAAAACUCCUCUCACGUGAUCCCACCAGCGUUCACACAUGAUCGUUGUCGCUUGAAUAUCACGCGCAUUCGCUUCGUGUGUCAAAUGUGUCCUACUAGUACUUACAGUCUUCAAAGAGGAUCUUUUCGUGGACUCAGUAACAAGACGCAUGUCAGUUGUAUUGAAUGCCCCUUUGGCGGGAAUUGCACAUGGAACAUUAAGAGUAAGAAUGACUUCUGGGGCUAUCUUUCUUCAUCAGAUCCCCCUCGACUUCGGUUUGCGAGUUGCCCUGAACACUAUUGUCAUGUGCCAAAACGAAGUAGAAACACUUCAGUCUAUAAUAGAUGCGCAGGUAAUAGAACUGGAUUGAUGUGUGGGGUAUGUAAAGAAGGUUAUACUGAAAGCCUGUUCAAUCAUGAUUGUCGCCCUGUUAACAAUUGUAGAGACAGAUGGUUCUGGGUAGUAGCUGGUCUGUAUUCGGUGAUUUUUGGAGUGUAUAUACUUGUGAGACCACCAAUAGUUAUGCAACUAGUUAAGAAAAUAAUGUGGUUCAAACACCUGAAGCCAUCGAUGCAAUACAUAACGCACGAACAGGAAGGAACCACACAUGGUCAUGGCGAACACGGCUAUUCUAAAAUCAUUUUCUAUUUCUACCAAGUUGCUGAUCUUCUCAUGUUGGAAUCUUCCUUCCACAUUCUCCAAAAGGAAGCGUUUAUUGUUACGCUAGUCUCAUUUUAUAACUUCCAGGUUAACAUAGCAAAUUCCUCGUUUGGGUGCCCGUUUCCAGGGUUAACAGCCGUCACCAAGGAGCUUUUCCGUUCUUUACAAGUCUUUGCUGUCAUGGUGUUUCUUGUCGUAUUAUAUUUUCUCCACUGGCUUCUGUGGUCGUUCAGAAGAAGACCCAGGCCACACUUUGCUCCUUACCUUGCAGCCAUCAUUGAGGUUCUACUCUUAGGCUAUGAACGACUUGCACACACGUCAUUUAACCUACUGACCUGUACUCCCCUUAAUAUCAAUGGCCAGGAGGUGUGGAAGAUGUUCAUCGAUGGUAACAUUACAUGCUGGGUCCAUUGGUGGCAGUACGCCAUUAUCGCAUACAACAUCGUGUUUGUGAUUCCAUUUGUGUUCGUUUUGAUGGUGGGAACUCCAAAAUUACAGAGUGGCCAUAUUGGUCCCUUCUACUUUUUGGCUGCCUGUUUUUUGCCCUUGCCUUUUUUGGUAUACUGGAUGCUGAAGCGCAUAUUGAAAUGUGACAGAUGCAUAUUCGAUGCCAUAGGAGAAGCCCGAGAUCAGGAAUACACAAAGCACUUAUUAGAAGUCAUACAGGGUCCUUUCAGACCUCCAAAGGACCAAUCAAAAGGCUCUUUGAAUUGGGAAAGUAUUCUGAUUGGUCGUCGUUUGGUGCUGUUGUGUCUUCAUUCCCUAGUGACAAUUCCAAUGCUUCGAAUUCUGUCCAUGACGUUCAUUUGUUUAUUGAUUCUUCUUCACGAUGUAGUGAUCAUGCCAUUUAAGGAUGGAAAAACAAAUGCCAUGGCUGCCUUCCUCUUAUGCAUUCAUGUCGUCCUAGGAGCCAUCAACAUGGCCAAAGCCACACUCAUCACCGCAGGAGUGUCUCCAGAAGGUCCUCCCAAGACACAGAUACAUGCUCUUCAACUAGUGGAAAUAGCACUGUUGGGUAUCCUACCUUGUUCUUUUCUGCUACUCGUUGCUGCGUGUGUGAUGUCCCAAGCAAUAUGCUUGAUGUUUAAAGCUGGUUUGUAUCUUUUCUCAAAAAUUUGUUUCCAAGAAAAGGGUGGCCGUUGGUAUCCAGAACAGGACAGGAAAUGUCUUGGGGAAUCCUAUCAACCCUUGCUGGAUCCUACAAUGAACUAAUCCAAAAAGAUAGUAUAGGACAAUCAAUUAACCGAUUCUCUAUCUGUCGAAAAAACUCCCGGGGGGGCUCCCUUAUAAAAGGGAGCGGGGGUCCUCGUCGGAAAUUCCGAAAAUGACCCCUAAAAGGGACCUGUAUUUUGGGAUGAUGGGCGUGGCAGUGAUGGCAUUUCACCCAUAAUCAAUAACACGUUUUGUUUGGUUUCUCGAUUUUACUUGCAUCAAAAGCCGUCUGCCCUAACGAAUUUAUGACGACAUCGUCAUAUACAAAUCGCUUGCCUUUUUGUAGAUCUUAUGCCCUAAAAUGGACCACAAAAUUCAGUUGGUGCGCAAACCCUUAUUUCAAACCCUAGAAGGGACAACGAGGGCCCCCGCCCCCUCCCAUAAGGGAGUCCCCCCCCCCCUUUCCGGGAAAAAACUAUGCAUAUUAAUCUUACUCAAGACAAGGAGAAGUGAAGAAGAAUAACAGGCUAUUGCGCAUGAGCCUAUCAAGAUCCUUGCAGAACAAUGAGUGAUUUUAAGUGCAGUUCAGAAAUGUAUCGUAUAUUAAUACUAAUUCCCUCAUGUUUGUGCAGAUUGUGUAGAAAAGUGUAGAAAGAUGUAGAAAAAUGUUUUCAAGGGGAGCAACUCAUGGUAAUCCAGAACUUGAACCACUUAGUGUUUGUUUUAUGCAUGCAAUAUUAGUAUAGCACUUGUUUAUUGUUAUAAGGGGGUCAAGUUCUGGACUA